AUGCCAGCUGAAGAGAAAGCAAGCUACUGUUCUGUUGAUCAAAAUAGCAAAUGCAGAGUUUACACAAGAACUAAUAAUUAUUCCAAUGAAGAUACACAUUACUGGAGGGAUACUUCAACUCAUUAUUGUCAUCCUCUGGAAGAUUACUUGCCUUUUUGGCCAGCAAAACCAGCUCGUUAUCGAGAGGUCGUUAGCGCGUACACAGUAGAAACGAAGAAGCUGAUCACAAAGAUUUCAGAUGUGAUUAUUAGUGAAGGAUUAGGAUUUGAAAAGGAGUAUCUUGGAGGCGAAUUAAGCAAAGUUCAAAAGCUAUCAGAUGGAAAAUGGAUUGGUGUUGAACCUCUUCCUAAUGCAUUUCUGGUCUUCAUUGGUUGCCAACUACAGAUUAUCAGUAACGGCAAGCUAAAAAGUGUGAUUCAUCGAGCAGUGACAAAUUCAAAACAAGCUCGAAUCUGUGUGUGUACUUUUGUAAUCCCUUCUUCAGAUUGUCACAUAGAAUCUGCAAGCCAUUUGGUUAAUGAAUCAACAAAAAUUCCACUGUACAAGGGUUACCAGUACAAGGAGUUUUUGCACACCUAUAUAUUAAACCACGGCGAUUUUGAAGCUGUACUUCAGUUUUACAAGCUCUAA
Messenger RNA from Capsicum annuum, 630 nucleotides. Its product is annotated as hyoscyamine 6-dioxygenase. The transcript has 4 exons. NCBI's taxonomy places the organism in Eukaryota, Viridiplantae, Streptophyta, Magnoliopsida, Solanales, Solanaceae. The coding region runs from base 1 to 630 and encodes 209 amino acids. The record is from RefSeq and is a predicted model, not a curated record.